Messenger RNA from Ictidomys tridecemlineatus (thirteen-lined ground squirrel), 273 nucleotides. NCBI's taxonomy places the organism in Eukaryota, Metazoa, Chordata, Mammalia, Rodentia, Sciuridae. The record is from RefSeq and is a predicted model, not a curated record.
GCUGCUGCAGCACAUGAAUUAGAGAAGAUUCAAAAAAGUGUUCAUAUUAAGGAUGAUAAAAUACGAUUGCUGGAAGAGCAGCUACAGUGUGAAAUUUCAAACAAAAUUGAAGAAUUUAAGAUUCUAAAUGACCAAAACAAAGCAUUACAACUAGAAGUUCAGAAACUACAGACUCUUCUUUCUGAACAGGUAAGAUUUUUCAUGAAUUAUAAGGUAGAAUUAUUCAAACAAAACAUAAUAAGAUCUGAUUCUUCUUAGUUAGUAACCAGCUCA